This is a messenger RNA of Racocetra persica, 135 nucleotides long. The record is from the annotation of a GenBank genome assembly. Lineage: Eukaryota; Fungi; Glomeromycota; Glomeromycetes; Diversisporales; Gigasporaceae.
CACUCCAGAUUUUUGAGGCUGGAGAAUCUACAUCUAGGCUUAAACAAUUCUCAGUUACUCAUUCUAUACAAUCUCAAUUUAAUUUCUAUAUAGAUAGAUCUGUAAUUAAUAUUGGUACUAGACAAUAUACAAUGG